Molecule: messenger RNA, 1852 nt
Organism: Pangasianodon hypophthalmus (striped catfish)
Lineage: Eukaryota; Metazoa; Chordata; Actinopteri; Siluriformes; Pangasiidae
Exons: 5
Coding region: 129-776 (215 amino acids)
Source: RefSeq, a predicted model, not a curated record
UUCAAUAAUCAGCCUCUCCAUAUCACUUUCCUUCAUUCUGGCACUUAGCUGUGCUCUCACACAUCGACUCCUGAGAAUAUUUCAAUUCCCCAGCUGAGAUUAAUCAUAUUCUUCACAUUUCUUCACAGAUGGAGGUCUGUACAAUGCGAUACACAUGGGCAGCUCUCUGCAUCACCGUGUUAGUGAUGUCAGGUUCAGUGACAUCUAAGGAGGCUUCAGUGACUUAUGAGCUCACCAUGGACAUCACCAACCGCAUCUACAACGACUCUCUGCUCAAGCCUGGCUCUCCUGAUUAUGUGAUAUUGUCCACACAAGUUAGCGGCGCACUCUACUCCAUCUACGGCUGUGUCACUUGUAACACACACUCGUUUUAUCAAAAAGUAUCAGCGAUGACCUUCAGUAAUCAAACUGGAACCGUGCUUGUGAAGGCUACUCUCAUGUUCCAGUCAAACCAAAUCAACGCUGAUGUGAUCAAAGACAUGUUUAUGAAAGCGAUUGCUGGCGAUAAUGAAAUAAACGGCCUUACAGUCAACCCUAAUUUCACACGAGUCAUACCACCAUCCACCCCUGCACCAACUGUCUCCAGCACUUCCCAUCCAAACAAGACUACAAGCACUACUCCAACCACUCGUCCUACAACUCGUCUUACAAUUCAUCCUACAACUAAACACCGCAACGCCGCCUCAUCCUUUAAUCAAAGUCCCAUUACUCUGACUUCAUUUCUCCGCUAUAGUGUUUCAUUCGGCCUGCUUUUCAUCAUCAGCUAUUCUUUUUAAUUUUUUAAAUCUGCCGCUAGAGGUGCCACAACAUAUCUAUAUAAAGACAUACUUUAAUUUUUAAUGUGAAUAAAUCUGAAAUAGUUAUCAUGUUCUCCCUGUGUGGGUUUCCUCUGGGUUCUCCAGUUUCCUCUCACCUAGUAGCCUCCCACUACCCAGUACCUAGUACCCUCCCACUCCCAGUUAGUAAUCUGGCUACGCUAAAUUACAGCUAGGUGUGAAUGACUGUGUGAAUGUGUGUGUGUGUGUGUGUGUGUGUGCACGCAGGGUGCCACGCGAUGAACUGGCAUCCCAUCCAGGAUGUAUUCCAGCUUCACCCAGUGUUCCUUGGAUUGGCUCCGGAUACAGACGAUUAUUGAAUGAAUGAAUGAAUGAAUAAAUGAAAUAUUUAUACUAUUAUUACUACUAUAACUAUUAUACUUAUACAAUUAUACUACUAUAACCUUAUGCUAUAGUGGUAUAAGUAAUGGCAAUAAAUUAUUAUUUUUCUUUUGUGGUGCUUUGCUUUGCUUUUGGUGCUUUAUUUUACAAAAUGUUUAAAAAUCUGAAUCUAUUAAAAUUUAUUCUCUUGUAACAUUGUUUUAAAACAAUGAUGUCACAUGAUUGACUAAAUAGUCUGGAAUGAAAUGCAUAGAAAUGAUCAAUUUAAACAAGUUUGUUGAAAAUUUAUGAGCUUACAACAUAACAUACCAAAAAAUAUAUGAUAUAAUAUAGUUUUGUGUCUUUAUUGUCUUUACAUACUGUGUUCCUGUAUGCUUCUUGCCUAACCUGUUCCAAGUACUGUAAUACAUGCUCAUACCACAGCACUGUUUAAUUCUAGCUUAUGAUCAUUCAGAAGGUGUUGAUUAGUUUUCUAUAACAGCAUGUUUAUCAAUAUUUCUGGUAGAGGUGAAUGAGUGUGUGGAAAUGUGUGUGGUGUCCCAUCCAGGGUGUUUCCUUUCCUCACAUCUAGUGUUCACAGGAUAGGUUCUGAAUCCACUGCAACCACGACCAGGAUAAACUAGUUCCUGAAGAUGAAUGAAUGAAUGAAUGAAUGAAUGAACCCUUAAUUAUCCAAUGAACUACUAAAUAAACAU